AUCCCACUCGUCAUAUAAACCGCACUCUCCACCGGGCGGGAUAUUUCAUCAGCAUCUACAGAGAGACUACUGCUAUCUUUCCGUCUUUGUCUUUUCACAGCUAUCAACCAGAAGAUAUUAAAGGUUCUAAUCUGCUGCUGCUGCAAAAUACUGUGACCACGCACCUGCCACUUCCUGUUCUGUGUGCUCAAGCAACUGUUGCCUAAGUGAACACACGUACAUCAGAGGAGCAGUAAUAAUCAAGUACUUGGAUUGUUUACCCCAUCUGUCCAAAUCGCUUCUGCACUCACAGUCCAAAGUGUGUCGCAGGUGUUCUGUCUGAACUGUGUCAAUCACACACACCCACACUAGAAGUAUUUAAAACACAUAGCUUGGUUCUGCGCCCACACACAGUCACAGCAAAUAUGGCCAGUAAGCUGUCCAAAUUCGGCAAAAUCCUGCUGCGUCGCAGGGCAUUAGACUGUUCUGGGGAAGAAACCCAGUUCGCCCGCUGCUUGUCCACCCUGGACCUCAUUGCUUUGGGAGUGGGCUCCACACUGGGCGCCGGGGUCUACGUCCUCGCUGGCGAGGUCGCCCGAGAGAAGGCUGGGCCAGCGAUCGUCCUCUGCUUCCUCAUCGCUGCUCUGUCCUCCAUGCUGGCUGGCCUCUGCUAUGCAGAAUUUGGUGCCCGUGUCCCCAAGACGGGCUCUGCGUACCUUUACAGCUACGUGACAGUUGGAGAAAUCUGGGCCUUCAUCACGGGGUGGAAUCUCAUCCUCUCUUAUGUCAUAGGUACGGCCAGCGUUGCCAGGGCUUGGAGCUCAACCUUUGACAAUUUGGUUGAACAAAAGAUAUCCGGCUUUUUUAAAGCCUCCAUGGCAAUGAAGGUGCCAGGUGGAGUGCUGGCCGAGUAUCCCGACCUGUUUGCGCUGAUCCUGGUACUGCUGCUCACCGGGCUUCUGGCCUUUGGCGUGAGCGAAUCUGCGCUGGUGAACAAGAUCUUCACUGGCAUCAAUCUGGUGGUCCUGGGCUUUGUUAUCAUCUCUGGCUUCGUUAAGGGGGACGCAGCCAACUGGAACCUCACAGAAGAAGACUACUUCAGCUACAAAAAUAACACAAACAACAGCACGGCUUUACAUAAAGAAUUUGGUGAGGGUGGUUUUGCUCCAUUUGGCCUGGCUGGAAUUCUGUCUGGUGCAGCCACCUGCUUCUAUGCUUUUGUGGGCUUUGACUGCAUCGCAACAACCAGUGAAGAAGCAAAGAACCCCAUGCGGUCCAUACCCAUCGGCAUCGUGGCCUCCCUGCUCAUCUGCUUUUUUGCCUACUUUGGUGUAAGUGCCGCUCUGACCCUGAUGAUGCCGUAUUACCAGCUGAACACUCAGAGUCCUCUGCCUGAGGCCUUCAGCUACGUCGGCUGGGCUCCCGCCAGAUACAUCGUUGCCGUCGGUUCUCUCUGUGCUCUGUCCACCAGCCUCUUAGGCUCCAUGUUCCCAAUGCCUCGUGUUAUUUAUGCCAUGGCGGAAGAUGGGCUGCUGUUUCGCGCUCUGUCCAGGAUGAACACUCGAACCAAGACUCCCAUCCUGGCUACCAUUGUUUCAGGCAUCGUUGCAGCUCUGAUGGCCUUCCUGUUCGACCUGGCAGCUCUGGUUGACCUCAUGUCUAUAGGAACUCUGCUGGCAUACUCUUUAGUAGCCAUCUGUGUGCUAAUUCUCAGGUAUCAGCCAGGCACUCUGAAUUCGUCCAGUCAGACGGAGAAGCUGGUGGAGCUGGUAGAGGGAGAGAAGGUGGCCGUAAGCGGAGGAGACAGCGGAGACGAGUCAAUGGAGAUGGAUGACAGGCCCCUCCAAGAGACCUUCACUGCCAAGCUGCUUUUUUUCCCAAGCAGAAAUACUCCAACGCAGACCUCUGGGACCAUUGUCUACGCUACCACUGCUAUUAUUUCUGUUCUCAUCACUGUACUGUGCGUUAUCCUGGCUAACAGUCUGCCAGCGGUGCUCAACGCAAAUGCAAGCGUCGUGGUCCCUUGUAUCAUUUUAGCUCUGCUUUGCUGCGUCUGCAUCAUCAUCAUCUGGAGGCAGCCGGAGAGCAAAGAGGCCCUCACUUUCAAGGUCCCUCUGCUGCCCUGGCUGCCCCUGUUCAGUGUUUUCGUUAACAUCUACCUCAUGAUGCAGCUGGACUUGGGUACAUGGUGCCGCUUCGCCGUCUGGAUGGUCAUUGGUUUUGCCAUCUACUUCUUCUAUGGUAUUAGGAACAGCAGUGAGGCCGGCCAAAGGUCGUCCUCACGCAAAUAUGAGUCGUCGCUGCAGAACAAAAGCCCGAUUUACAAGGGAGCUCCUGACGAAAGUGACGUGGAAGCAGCCAGCAGCCCCUGAUACAGACUGACACAGACCUGAGGGGCGCUGCAGAGCACCUACACUCAUUUUUUGUCAGUCUGCAGUGUAGGUGACUUGGAGCGCUGCCCUGGGUCUAAAGGAAGGAGAGGCAAGAAAACGCCACACACGUCUUACCUCUAAUUUGGAGGCUGAUUAACUUGAUGGCUAGACACUGUAACAGAGCCACCUUCUGGUUCAUGUGUCUGUUUUUAAACAGUUUCUUCUUAGCCUUAGCCUACAGCAAACAUUUACCUGCCUGUAACACGUGCUUUGAAUGGACCUAACUAACUCAGAGUACUGCAGUACUCUUGUUGAUGAUGAGUUUUCCGUUAUGUGAAGCUGUAAACUUGAGCAAUGUUACACUUUAGCUAUGUGUUGGUAGUGUAUUGUGGCUGUAUGUUGAGCCCUCUAAGAGGUAAAUAAUCAAAACCUUGAGCCAUUAAGGUCAUUACUGUAAAAAAAACGCAGAUCAUUGAGUAAAACCUCAAACUAUUUUAAUAAGAGUCCAGAAAGAAAAUGAAGGAUGUGAAAACCAAUCACUUCUGGAUGUGUAUCGCCCGGUCAGUUUGGAUGUCGUAUCCAGUCUGAAGUAAAGACAUUACCAAGUUGAUGAUUUUUUUAAAAAUAAAAAACACUAUCAUCCUGACCACCCUUCCCACCCCAAAACAUCCAGAGAACAACAUUAAAUCAGUAAACCACAUGUUAAAAUAGUAUUAAAUGACUUAACAUGUUUUUUUUAAAUCUGUGUUCUAGUAGUUUUUAUGGCAUUUACAGAUAUUUUGUGGCCUUUAAUUUAAACCAUAAAUUAAAGCUAUGUAUUUAAGUAUAUACACCUUCCAUCUUCGCUUGUAAAACACACUUUUAGAAUUGAUUUUUAAUUAAUUUAGCAACUCCUGAUUGCAUUAACAUACCUUUUUUGCCUGACAUUCUUUACAUGGCUGUACGUGUAAAUGCGCCUGAAAAGCUCAUUGUUCAUAUCAGGUCAUGACAUGAUUAGGAGCAUGUAAAACGUCAGCUGAACUACAAUGAAUCGUGGCAUGUGUUUACCUGUCAGUCUGCUUCUAAUCAUCUUUUUAUGACCUUCUUCUUCAUUCCUUGUGAAGAACUUUUUUUUUUCACAACGGUUUUUUUUCCUUUUAGUUUCAAUUGAAACUUGUUCUUGGCAGCUUUGUCUGUUAAGUUCCUACCAACUUGUAUUAUAUUUUUACUACUUUAUAUACUUUUUAUCUAGUUUAGGACUGUUAAUAUUUCAAUGUUUAUAGAAUUGUUUGGGAUAGCUGUUUAUUUUUGUUUUGCCUUUUCAUAUCUGUUUUGAUCAAUGUGCUUUUAUGUGUUUUUCUGUCAGUUGUAUAGUUUUUAGGGUGAUUUAUUAAUGUUUCUUCUCUUUGAUGCAUUGUCACAUUUGUGGAUCACAUAUGUGAUCCUUUCCUACCAAAUUGAAUUGUGUUUUGGAAACUGUUUUCCAAAAAUAUCUUCGACCACUAAAACUUGGUCUUUAAAUUAUUUUAAAACAUAUUCUUACCCAUGUUUGGAGUCAAUGUUAUAACUUAUUGUUAAUAUCUUUUUUGUGAUAGAGUGCUUUACUGUAGAGUGUACAGCAUUUGUUAACAGAAUUUUUAUUUGUAUAAUGCUGUAAAUUAUACAAAUAUUUCUUUAAAAUAUGAGAUUUUUUUUUGUAAAUUACACCCACAGGCAUCAAUGCUGCUAAAAUCCAAAUAAUAAAAAUCCCAGUUAAAGUUUUAGAUAAAUUGCACCUGUGGAAGAAGAAUGAAGAUGCUUUUUGUACAUUUUUCCCAAAGAGACUGAGAAGAGAGAUAAUAGUUUAAUGUUAAAUACAAACUGGUGCCUGAACAACCAUUUGUUUACCUGAAAAUUGAAAGGCACUCGGGCUGGUGGAGAAAAGGGUCCAGUCUGCUUCUAGACCUUCACACUGAGCCUAACAUCCACACAUUCUUCAUUCAUUCAUGUUUCACACUUGCUUUAUCCAAAUCAGGAUAGCAUUUUCUUAGUCGCCGAGACCAUCCAGAGGAGGUUAUGUAAUGAAACUGACUCACGGAGCCCGUCACACUCAGCCCUCGUGCCUUUUUAAUCGGUCCCAUCAUAUCCUUUCUCUCAAUAUGAUCCUAUUAACAGCAACAAUCUCCUUUUGUUUUAUAACCUGUAAAUAUUGCUGUCAUGUAUAAAAUGAGCUGUAUUUUCUUUUUUGUUUUUUAAUAAAAACUGAUUCAUGAUUACAA
Melanotaenia boesemani (Boeseman's rainbowfish) is the source of this 4588-nucleotide messenger RNA. It is a transcript of the gene slc7a3a, whose product is annotated as solute carrier family 7 member 3a. NCBI's taxonomy places the organism in Eukaryota, Metazoa, Chordata, Actinopteri, Atheriniformes, Melanotaeniidae. The coding region runs from base 405 to 2351 and encodes 648 amino acids. Gene Ontology annotation, biological process: transmembrane transport; amino acid transport. The transcript is spliced from 12 exons. Gene Ontology annotation, cellular component: plasma membrane. Gene Ontology annotation, molecular function: amino acid transmembrane transporter activity. The record is from RefSeq and is a predicted model, not a curated record.